AUGACCCCAGCCGUGGAGGAGGACCACCACGACCCUUCCCUUUUCCACGACUCCAACGACCGCUUGCUCUCCUCUUGCUCCUGCUCCACCUCCGCCUCCGACGACGACGCUCCCACUCCCUUAAACGACAACAAGCCUAGUAAGAACGACACCCAUGCCCUCCCCCAAUUCCCCUUCCCCACCAUGUGCAAGUACGAUGCCUGGAUAUCCGAACCCUCCUCCCUCUCCGAACGCCGCUCCCGCCUCCUCCGCCAGUUUGGCCUCCCCGCGCCGCCUCCCUCCGCCGCCGAUUCCAUCCCCCGAUCAGCCUCCUCUCACCAAUGCACCGACACUUCCACCACUGCCGCAACUAUUCCCCGAUCGAAAUCCGACAACACCUCGGAUCGCGGCACCAAGCAUUGCAAGUCCUCCGUUGUUCCCAUUCGCGACAAUGACAACGGUUUUAUCGUGAAUAAUAAUAAUGUUAAUAAUAAUAGUGGUAGCCAUUGUGUGAAUAGUAGGAUUUGUGUGAGUGUGUGUGAGGAGGGAGGAAUUGGGGAGGGGAAUGUGGUGGAUGAAGUGGAGCAAGCGUGUACGAUUAGGGAUUUAGACAAUGGGAAGGAGUUCGUAGUGAAGCGGGAUGGGGUGUGGAAUGAGGUGAAGGAGGUUGGAACUGGGAGGCGUUUGACUGUGGAGGAGUUUGAGAUGACCGUAGGGCAUUCUCCGAUUGUUCAAGAGCUAAUGAGGAGGCAGAGUGUGGAGGAUGAUGGCAAUGGGGAAGGUGUGGAUGAGGAUGGUGAUGGUGGGAGUGGUGGUGGUGGUGAUGAUGAGGGGGAUGGUGGCAAAGUGAGGAGGAAAGGGGGGUGGUUUAAGUUUAUGAGUUUGAAAAGUGUUGUGGUGGGUCAGAAGGAGAGGCGGAGUGGUGAUGAGAGGGAUACGUCUUCGUCGGAGAAGGGUGGCCGACGGUCGAGCUCGGCCACGGAUGAUAGUCAGGAUGGUGGUAGUGGUUUGGUUCAUGGGGGUGAGAGAGUGAGGGUUAGGCAGUAUGGGAAGUCAUGUAAGGAGGUUACAGGGCUUUAUAAGAGCCAAAAAAUUCAGGCUCACGAUGGAUCCAUUUGGAGCAUUAAGUUUAGUUUGGAUGGGAAGUACCUUGCUAGUGCUGGUGAGGAUUGUGUGAUUCAUGUUUGGCAGGUUGUGGAGUCUGAGAGGAAGGGCGAGUUGCUGGUGGAGAAACCGGAGGAUGGGAAUUUGAACAUGUUGUUUGUUGUGAAUGGGUCGCCGGAGCCUUCGUCUCCUGGCAUGGAGAAUAAUUCGGAGAAGAAGAGAAGGGGGAGGUUGUCUGUUAGCAGAAAAUCUCUGAGCAUGGACCAGUUAGUAGUGCCAGAAACUGUGUUUGCUCUCACUGAAAAACCAGUUUGCUCCUUUAAGGGUCAUCUCUAUGACGUGCUUGACCUUUCUUGGUCCAAGUCUCAGGCGUUCCUUGGAAAUGCAUUUCUGACUAAGGAUUUAAAGUGUGGCAACUUAUGGUCUACACCCUUUAUCAUUGGAGGAGCUACCAUUAGGCUUGAACAGAGGUCUGAGAAGCCAGGCUCCGAAGAGCAAGAAAAAUUUGAGAGACUAACUUGCAUCCAGUUUAACCCUGUUGAUGAUAGAUACUUCAUUAGUGGAUCUUUAGAUGCUAAGGUCCGUAUAUGGAGCAUUCCUGAUAGACAAGUUGUUGAUUGGACCGAUCUACAUCAGAUGGUCACGGCUGCUUGUUAUACGCCUGAUGGUCAGGGUGCAUUAGUUGGUACAUACAAGGGUAGCUGCCAUUCAUAUAAUACAUCUGAAAAUAAGUUGCAAAAGAAAAGUCAGAUAAAUUUGCAGAACAGGAGGAAGAGAUCAAACCACAAGAAAAUUACUGGCUUCCAGUUUCUGCCAGGAAGUUCAUCAGAAGUCCUCAUCACUUCGUCUGAUUCGCGGAUUCGACUUGUUGAUGGUAUUGAUCUAGUUCAUAAGUUUAAAGGAUUUCGGAAUGCAAGUAGCCAAAUUUCUGCCUUCCUCACGGCUAAUGGUAAAUAUGUUGUCUCAGCAAGUGAGGAUUCUCAUGUAUACAUCUGGAAAAAUGAAGCUGAUUGUAGGCCUAGCAGGACUAAAGGUGUCACCGUGACAAGCACAUAUGAACAUUUUCACUGUAAAGAUGUGUCAGUGGCUAUUCCUUGGCCAGGUAUGGAUGACACAUGGGAGAUGCAUGAUCCAUACUUUGGAGAAGAACCUGAGCUUGAUGAUAAUGAGGAUGAGGUCUCAUCAGCCAAUCAUCCUCCUACCCCUGUAGAGGAAAGUUUUGGUUCUGAGGGUUCACAAUUUGCUUCAGGUUGCAAUAACAGCCCACUUCAUGGAACCAUUGCAAGUGCAACAGAUAGUUAUUUUCUUGAUAGAAUUUCGGCCACAUGGCCUGAGGAAAAACUUCUAACUACAAGGGACCGAAGCCCUCAGGUUAGUGUAGAUUUAUGUCACGGAGUAAAUCAAAACAUGUCAGCAUGGGGUAUGGUGAUUGUAACUGCCGGCCUUCAAGGGGAAAUUAAAAUUUUUCAAAAUUUUGGUUUGCCCCUUGGUAUAUAA
This is a messenger RNA of Sphenostylis stenocarpa, 2580 nucleotides long. Lineage: Eukaryota; Viridiplantae; Streptophyta; Magnoliopsida; Fabales; Fabaceae. The record is from the annotation of a GenBank genome assembly.